AUGAAGUUUUUUAAUCACAAACAAAUUCAAGAAUUAAUGCCAAUGAAUAAAUGUAUUGAAACAAUGGAAAAAAUGUUUGAAAUGUUUUCAAAUAACAUUGAUCAUACAUAUUUUUCAUUUCCUGUUAGAACAGCAUUACAUGUACCUCAAUCAUUAAUUCCAAAAACAUAUGAAAAGCAAAUUUCAAUAUUAGGAUAUAUGCCAUCAUUUGCAAACUUAUCCGAAUUACAAUUAAAUAUGGAUUUUAAAUCUUUUAUUGCAACAAAAAUCAUUACUGUAUAUAUGCCAAGUGAAAAUACACAUUUAGGAUUAGUUUUAUUAUUUGAAGCAAUUAAUGGACAUCUUAUUGGCUUAUUUGAUGCAAAAACAAUUACAUCAAUAAGAACUGCAGCAUGUUCAGCAGUUGCAGCUAAAUAUUUAUUAGAUAUUACUAAUUAUCAUCAUCAUUUGAAUAUUGCAAUUAUUGGAAAUGGUGAACAAGCUAGAAUGCAUACACUUGCACUAGCAUACGCUUUUAUAUCAACAAAUUUAUUUCUAAACAUUAUAAUAACAGGUCGAAAUGAGAUAAAAUUAAAUAAUUGUGUAAUAGAAAUUCAAAAAUUAUUAAACGAUAAUAAACUAAAUAAAAGAAUUGAUGUAAAAUAUUCUAUUAAUAUUGAACAAACAGUAUAUUCUUCAAAUCUUAUAUGUACUGUAACAUCUUCACAAACGCCAAUAUUAAAUCAUAAAUGGGUUAAACAUGAUACAGUAAUUAUUGCUGUUGGUGCAUGUAAAUCAACAUUUAGAGAAAUUGAUAGUGAUCUUGUUCGUGAUAGUAUUCUAAUAGUUGAUCAUAAAGAGUCUGCUCUCAAAGAAGCUGGUGAUAUAUUAAUUCCAAUUAGUGAAGGAAUUAUAACAGAAACACAUAUUUUUUGUGAACUUGGCGAUAUUAUAACUAAAAAAAAGAUUUUACCAAAAACAAAUUCAAAUAUAAUAUUAUUUAAAUCACUUGGACUAGCAAUUGAAGAUUUAAUGACAUGUGUACAAAUUUAUUCCGAUGCAUUAAAAUAUACUGAUUCAACUUUAUUUUAUACACUUCUUAAUGUUGAUUCUAUUUGUACACAAAAUGUUAUUGAAGAUAUAUAUCCAUUUCCACAAUUACAUCAUAUUUAUAAUGCACAAAAGACAAUAGAAAAUAUUAGUAAACAAACUCCACUUGUACUAUUAAAUGAUUCAAAUUAUGCGAAUAUGAUAUAUUUAAAAUUAGAAAAUUUACAACCAAUUGGAUCAUACAAGCUUAGACCAGCUGCCAAUGUUCUUCUUGGAAUAAAAGAGAAAAAUUUAGAUAUGUUUGAUCAUAUUCAAAAAACAGGUGUUGUCACAUGUUCUGCUGGAAAUUUUGCACAAGGUAUAGCAUAUGUUUGUAAACAAUUAAAUAUACCCUGUACAAUUAUUAUUCCAUCACAUGCACCAGAAAUAAAACGAAAUGCUAUAUUACGAAUAAAUAAUCAAGUACAACUUGUUACUAUGGAAAUGAAUGAAUAUUGGAAUACAUUUAUUAAUGAAAAAUAUAAAGAAAAUGAAUCACUCUAUUUUAUUUCACCAGGCACUAAUCCUUAUUGUAUGGCAGGUAAUGGAACUAUAGCUUUAGAAAUUCUUCAACAACUUCCAAAAUCUGUUCCACUAGAUAAAUUAGUCGUAUUAGUUCCAUAUGGUGGUGGUGCAAUGACUCUCGGCAUUUGUAUAGCACUUAAAUCAAUAAAUCCUAAUAUACAAGUGUAUGCUUGUGAAGUUGAAACAGCAGCACCAUUAUAUGCCUCUCUUAAUGCUGGAAAACCUACGGAAAUAGUAUAUAAUCCUUCAUUUGUUGAUGGCAUUGGAGCUAAAGAAGUGCUUCCAAAUAACUUUUAUAAGCUUAAACAAAUUCUUAAUGGAUCAUUAGUAGUGAGUUUAAAAGAUGUUUCACAUGCUCUUAAAUUAUUAGUAGAACGAAAUCAUGUUGUGGCAGAAGGUGCUGGUGCUACAUCUGUUGCAGUAGCAUUAAAAUAUUUUUCAUCAAUAUUUAAUCAAAAAGUAAUAGUAUGUGUCAUUUCUGGAGGUAAUAUAGAUACAGUUAAACUUAUUCAAGUUCUUACUGAUAAUUUAUAG
Molecule: messenger RNA, 2127 nt
Organism: Didymodactylos carnosus
Lineage: Eukaryota; Metazoa; Rotifera; Eurotatoria; Philodinida; Philodinidae
Source: the annotation of a GenBank genome assembly